This is a messenger RNA of Pisolithus orientalis, 1573 nucleotides long. Its product is annotated as tRNA-splicing endonuclease subunit sen54 N-term-domain-containing protein. The transcript is spliced from 7 exons. Lineage: Eukaryota; Fungi; Basidiomycota; Agaricomycetes; Boletales; Pisolithaceae. Gene Ontology annotation, biological process: tRNA-type intron splice site recognition and cleavage. The coding region runs from base 75 to 1541 and encodes 488 amino acids. The record is from RefSeq and is a predicted model, not a curated record. Gene Ontology annotation, cellular component: tRNA-intron endonuclease complex.
CAGACACGGUCAUCACCGCCACUGAAAAAAUGUGACACCUACUAUAGCGACUCGCCAUCACUGCUCCUAAACUGAUGGAUGACAUACUCGAACGACCUCAAUCACAUCCAAAAUCACCCGGGGAUCAUGCCGGAGAUGAGGAGCAGUCGUCGGGCGACGAGGACGGUGGACUGGACUGGACGAAGCUUCCGAAAUAUGCCUCAGCACGCCCAGUGAUUCCAAAGAGAGGAGAAAAGGAUUUCGAACCAGCACAUGGACAUGGCUCUGGGUUGCAGCUGCACAUCCUCGACCGGGCGCGCGGUGCCAUGUUCGAGGCUCUUCGAGCAGAACGCAGCAUUUCGAGCAAAUCUGUAAGUUAUGGUAUUUGGUAUCCUUCCAUCGCGCGGGUACACGUCGUAACAUCACGCGGCGUGCACUUCGCGAACAUGGGACACUCAAUUUCUCAACCCGAGUUGGAGUUGCCGAAGAAUUCCAAGACUCAAAAGCGCCUCGAACUCCUCCCAGAAGAAUCUAUUUAUCUAAUCGAGCGCGGGGCAUUGUUCUGCUACAAGAGUAUACCAGAUAAUUCAUCUCAUUUAAACCUAGUAAAUAUCGAGGAGACAAGCCCGGGCGCGCCAAUGACUGUCCAGCAGGCAUACACUGAAAUGAUCGGCCGUGAAGAUAUGACACUGGAACGUUACCAGGUGUACGCUUAUCUGAAGCGUCUCGGCUUUGUCCUGAGGCGCGCAGAACCUCCUACGCCAGAUUUCCCUGUUGCUCCGUCUCCAUUGCAUUCCCUACGUCCUGCGACGGGGGCUCCGAACGUAUGGCAAAGGAUCUCCAUAUUGUUCUCGAACCUCGUUUUGAAGAUUUUGAGCGCCGUCGGCUUGGUGUUUCAUAGAGGUCCAUGGGGACCCCUUAUGUUUCGUGGCAUCAAGUCGAGUGGUGACAUAUUCAAAGCUCUACGUUUUCUUCCGUGCGGUCAUAGUACCCCAUUGUGCAACUGCUCGAGAAUAGACGAGGGAGCUACAGCAGUAUCAUCACCUCUUUCGACGGCCUUAUCUUCUUCCCCUUAUAGCAUCUUCUUCCACGUGUACAAACCCUCCACGCCAUUCCGCAAGACUGCCCCACCACCACCAGAUUUUUACCUGGUAAUUAUAAACGCACGUACGACCGCUAUGCCUAACUUGUAUGAGCUUACGGCCCUCUUCGAGGGUCUUCCGGAGAUGCCUCUUCCACCACCGCGGAAGCGGAGAACUCAAACCGCCGCCAAGGAGGCGAAUAAUGCUACAGUGGCCAACGCAUCUCCUGAACUCCCAGCACCACCCAUUUCACCACCACGGACGUUGAUUCAAUACUUACUCUCUUAUCUUCGAUUGAAGUCCCACACAACAGCGGUACCGUCGCCUGAUGUUUCCCGCAACCUGGCCCCUCCUAAGCCAAAUCCGUUUGUACGUCUCAAAGCUGGGAAGAAAUCAGUUGUUGUUGCUGCCGUGGAUUCGGGAAACAUUAGCUUCUUCAGAUUUGGCGAGGGAGCCUUCCAUGACUGGCCCAUGAUAUGAUGAGCAGGGUAAAUGUAUCGACUGAGCCAACA